CUAGGUUUUUCCCGGGAGAAAACAAGUCGUACUUUUGGCGCGGAAUAUAUUAUCUUUCUUCCUAUUAACUCAGAGCCACCGGAAUAAUUCACUUGCUGUCUAUGGGACCUUGAAUUUAACUAUUCUAAAUCGAAUCUUAUAGCCACUAAUAGCUCAAAGGCAACAUGCAGCGAAGCAUCGCUUCCUUCUUCCAACCCAAGGGCAAGGAGAAGGAUAUUAAGAAGAAGCGUGAAGAACCUGUUAAAGAGACGGUCAAAAGCCCUCUCAAGGCACAGAAUGGGGUCAAGGAAACCGAUUCCCCGGUCAAGAAGGUUGUCAAGCGCAGCCGUCAACUCAUGGACAGUGAUGACGAUGACACGCCCGUAGUGAAAGAGCAGGCACCACCCAAGGAGAAGGCCCUGCCCAAGGAGAAAGCCCCGCCCAAAGACAAAGCCCCACCCAAAGAGGAGAAGGAGGAGGCUUUCAAGGCAGUGUCCACCCCGCUCUCUCCAUCUCCGGCCCCCGCCACGCCCUCCACUCCCGUCACCCCGGCAACCCCCGCCUCCUCGGGUACCCCGGGUACCCCCACCUCCAUCUCCCCCUCUGGGAUCCCCAAGCGCAAAACCGCGAGGAAGAUGUUCCCGAAGCGGAAGCUGAACGAGAGCAGCAGCCCUCUGGGGGGCCGCGACGCGGCGGCGGCGGCGGCGGCGGCGGCGGCGGCGGCGGCGGCGGUGGUGGUACCGGGAGCCCCGGAGGAGCAGAAGGAGCGCAGCAGCGAGGGGGCCCUCAGCCAGCCCAGCAAGAGGCCCCGGGUGGAGAGCCCCUCCUCGGGCACCGGCGGAAAAGGUGAUGAGGCGAUGGAGGUAGAGGCCGCCGAGGAAGAAAAGACGGAGGAGGAGGAGGAGGAGGCAGCGACUGAGACGGAUGUGCCAGCAGCGCGGGACGGCACGGGAGAAAAGGGUGAGCUGGCGGCUGAAAGGAGGAAAGGAGCGGAGGUGAAGAAGGAGGAGAGCGAGCAGCGACAGGAGGAUGAAGAGGAGGAGGAGGAGGAGGAGAAGAAAAAGGCAAAGGGAGCGAAGGAUGAAAAGAGGGCCGGAGAGGAGAAAGGGCCCGCCGACACCAGGCAGCAGAAGAAGACGAAGACUAAGAAGACGACAACGCAGAAGAAGAGCGAGGAAGAGGAGGAGGAGGAGGAAGAGCGACUGGCUGAAAAGGACAGCGCCAAGAGCCCACGGACUCAAGCCGCCAAGGAGCGUAAGGAGGCGAAAGAACAGGGAGGAGAUAAGGACUUGGCCAAGAAAGCCGCCAUCAGCAGUUUCUUUGCACCCAGGAAAGCGGCGGUCAAGGUGGAGAAGCUGGAGAAGGUGGAGGAGACGAAUGAGGGAGAAAAGGGGGAGGUGGCGGAUGUGAAGAAGAAAGAGCCAGAGAAGGCCGCAGUGGACGAUGUCAAAGAUAAGAAAGGUGACGUGACUCCAGGGCAGAAAGACUUUGACCCGUCCAGGCCCAACUACCACCCGAUAGACCACGCCUGCUGGGGGCGGGGCCAGAAGGUGCCGUACUUGGCGGUGGCGCGGACGUUCGAGAGGAUCGAAGAGGACUCCGGCCGGCUGAGGAACAUUGAGACGCUGUCCAACCUGCUGCGGUCCGUGAUGCUCCUCUCCCCAGAUGACCUGCUGUGCUGCGUGUACCUGUGCCUGAAUCAGCUUGGCCCCGCCUACCUGGGCAUUGAGCUAGGAGUGGGCGACACGGUCCUGAUGAAAGCCGUUGCCCAGGCAACCGGGCGACAGUUGGACAAGAUCAAGGCGGAGGCGCAGGAGAAGGGCGACCUCGGCCUUGUGGCGGAGAGUUCCCGUAGCAACCAGCGCACCAUGUUCCAGCCCGCCAAUCUCACGGCGGUGGGGGUGUUCGCCAAGCUGAAGGAGAUCGCCAGCAUGAGCGGGAACUCGGCCAUGAAUAAGAAAAUCGACAUCAUCAAAGGCCUCUUUGUGGCGUGCCGCUUCUCAGAAGCCCGCUACAUAGUCAGGUCCCUGGGGGGGAAGCUGCGGAUCGGGCUGGCGGAGCAGAGUGUCCUGGCCGCCCUCAACCAGGCCGUGUGCCUGACACCCCCCGGCCAAGAUUUCCCGCCCGCUGUACUCGACGCCGGCAAGGGAAUGAGCACAGAGAGUCGCAGGACAUGGCUGGAGGAGAAGAGUCUCAUCCUGAAGCAGACCUACUGCGAGAUGCCCAAUUAUGAUGUCAUUCUGCCAGUGCUGCUCAAGGAGGGAAUCGACGAGCUGCCAAAACACUGCAAGCUUACCCCAGGUGUACCCCUGAGGCCCAUGCUGGCCCACCCCACCAAGGGGGUCGGAGAGGUCAUGAAGAGGUUCGAUGAGGCGGCAUUCACCUGCGAGUACAAAUACGACGGCGAGCGUGCUCAGAUCCAUAUUCUAGAGAACGGAGAGGUGCGGGUAUUCAGCCGUAACCAGGAGGACAACACCAGCAAGUACCCCGACAUCAUCGCACGCAUCCCCAAGAUGAAGAAGGACUCUGUGGUGUCGUGCGUGCUGGACUCUGAGGCCGUGGCCUGGGACCGGGAGAAGAAGCAGAUUCAGCCCUUCCAGGUCCUCACCACUCGCAAGAGAAAGGACGUCGAUGCCUCCGAGAUCAAGGUCCAGGUUUGCAUCUACGCCUUCGACCUGCUGUACCUCAACGGCGAGUCCCUGGUGCGCCAGCCGCUGUCCCGGCGCCGGGCCCUGCUGAAGGAGAGCUUCUCGGAGACGGAGGGGGAGUUUGUGUUCGCCCGCUACAUCGACUCGGACAACACGGAGGCCAUCGGAGAGUUCCUGGAGCAGUCUGUAAAAGAUUCCUGCGAGGGGUUGAUGGUGAAGACGCUAGAAAAGGAUGCCACUUAUGAAAUCGCCAAGCGCUCUCACAACUGGCUCAAGCUGAAGAAGGACUACCUGGACGGGGUGGGUGACACCAUGGACCUCUGCGUGAUCGGAGCCUACAUGGGCAAGGGCAAGCGAGCGGGCGCCUACGGGGGGUUCCUGCUGGCCUGCUACGACGACGAGGGGGAGGAGUUCCAGUCCGUCUGCAAGAUUGGGACGGGCUUCAAGGAUGAAGAUCUAGAGCAGCAUUACAAGUUCUUGAAGGAACACAUUCUGCCCAAGCCCCGGGCCUACUACCGCGUCGACCAAUCAACAGAGCCCGACGUAUGGCUGGACGCCGUCCAGGUGUGGGAGGUCAAGUGCGCCGACCUAUCCCUGUCCCCCAUCUACAAGGCCGGAAUGGGAUUGGCGGACCCAGAGAAGGGCAUUUCCCUGCGCUUCCCCCGGUUCCUGCGGAUCAGAGACGACAAGAAGCCCGAAGACGCCACCAACAGCUUGCAGAUUGCCGAUCUGUACAAGAAGCAGCAGCAGAUUCAGAACCAGGGAGAAAAGGCUGACCUAGAAGACUACUACUGAUUAGCCACUUCCCGCGGAGAGACAAAGGAGAAUAGUUUCCAUGCAAUUGUAAAUAGAUGUGAUUCCUCCUGUUUUAAAAAAUUCCCCACUGAAUGAUAUUAAAAAAAAAAUCAUUUUCCUUUUUCAACAAUAA
Molecule: messenger RNA, 3555 nt
Organism: Gadus morhua (Atlantic cod)
Lineage: Eukaryota; Metazoa; Chordata; Actinopteri; Gadiformes; Gadidae
Gene: lig1
Product: ligase I, DNA, ATP-dependent
Exons: 27
Coding region: 165-3422 (1085 amino acids)
Biological process (GO): Okazaki fragment processing involved in mitotic DNA replication; DNA biosynthetic process; DNA recombination
Cellular component (GO): nucleus; mitochondrion
Molecular function (GO): ATP binding; DNA binding; DNA ligase (ATP) activity
Source: RefSeq, a predicted model, not a curated record